Messenger RNA from Stereum hirsutum FP-91666 SS1, 873 nucleotides. RefSeq lists its product as uncharacterized. NCBI's taxonomy places the organism in Eukaryota, Fungi, Basidiomycota, Agaricomycetes, Russulales, Stereaceae. The transcript has 12 exons. The annotation marks the transcript as partial. The record is from RefSeq and is a predicted model, not a curated record.
AUGAGCAACAGCUCCCCGACGGCUUUUCUUCUGUGGUCUAUCCUUUCAGCGCUUUUCCUCAUUUUCUUGGUAUACCACAUCUGGAGUUACGACAAGUUUCAAUGUGUUAGGUGGAAUGGAGGGAGGCAACCGGGUGCCUUCAAACGCAUCAUGACCUAUUCAUACCUCAUGACUGUGCCAUUACUGCUCGUAUUUGCCACCGGCUUGACUGUGCUAAAAUACCAGGAAGGUCAGUUCAUACCGAAGCCUGUGGAUAUGUGGCAAUCGGGACACCGCUCAAUGAUUCUCCCGUUGUUCUUCGUGUUCAGUUUUGCUUGGGCGUUAGAACUCAUCACGCACUUCGAGGAGCUUGCCUUCUGGCUAUUCUUGCUGGAUCAAGGACCGAGUAAACGAGAGUGGUUCACGAGCUGGGAAUAUAGGAUGUGGUACUGCGGAUGCGUCGUUGCCUUCUUGGGCAUGCCAAUUACAGCACUCGCUGCUCGGCAUGAUUUGGACAAGAUCGACGCCUGGAUCUUUCUUGUAGGAUCAUUGGGGUCAACCGUAACAAAUGUCACCUUUGUUUAUGUGUUGAUACGUUUUCCUGCUUUUCUACGUCAUGUCAAAGCCGAGGGUGCGCAGCCUGAUGUUGUCGUUCGGUUGUCCACGUUCUUUGAAUUAAACCUCAUCCGCGUCAUCUUCCGAUUCGCUACGGGGCUGUCCUUGUUGAUCCUCGCAUCAGACGGGAUUCGGACGAUCCAUCCCGUGAACAACAGCUUGUUUUGGUCAGAUUUCCUGCUCUCCAUAGCUGCUGUUGGUCAAAUUGUUUCGUCUACGAUAACCCUUCUUAUUUUCUUCCCCCGUUCCCUCGCUUCGGAAGCAGGCUAUCACGCCAAA